This is a messenger RNA of Aspergillus alliaceus, 849 nucleotides long. Its product is annotated as putative thiol methyltransferase. Lineage: Eukaryota; Fungi; Ascomycota; Eurotiomycetes; Eurotiales; Aspergillaceae. The record is from RefSeq and is a predicted model, not a curated record. The transcript is spliced from 3 exons. The coding region runs from base 1 to 849 and encodes 282 amino acids. Gene Ontology annotation, molecular function: S-adenosylmethionine-dependent methyltransferase activity.
AUGUCUAUGGCAUCCCCACAGGUAGCUCCCUUCAAUGAAGAGACCCGUAACCGACUAAAAGAGCAUUUCAGCGGUGACGGCCCUUCACAGAAUACGCGCUGGGCUGCGUUGUGGGAUGAAGGCGAUUUCCUUCCAUGGGAUCAGGGUGUCCCCAAUCCUGCAUUGGUCGACACACUUGCCGACCGCAAAGAUCUUCUGGGAGCAUCCGUGCUUGUUGAAGAGGGUGGGAACCAGCGACGUAAGCGGGCUCUCGUGCCAGGCUGUGGUCGUGGGUAUGAUGUUCUCCUCCUGGCGAGUGUGGGAUACGAUGCGUAUGGGUUAGAGGUAUCGGCAGAGGCAGUCCGCCAGGCUGAAAACUGGGCCCAGGAGCACUUGGAUGACUAUCCAGUGUCUAGCGAGGCGAUUGGAGCCGGUAAGGUUCGAUUCGUACUCGGCGACUUCUUCGACGACCAUUGGUUUAGUGGAGUGGAUGGGCUGGGCAAAUUUGAACUGAUUUACGAUUACACGUUCUUCUGUGCGCUACCACCUUCUCUGCGUCCGGCGUGGGCAGCUCGUUCCGUAGAGUUGCUCUCGACGCACCCUGACAGCAUAUUGAUCUGUAUCGAAUUCCCAACGUACAAGGAAUUGUCGACUGGUGGACCGCCGUGGGGAGCUUCUCCAGUCAUGUAUAUGGCUCACCUCAGCUACCCCGGUGUUGAACUGCGGUACGAUCAGGAAGGGGCUCCCAUCAUCCCGUUGGAGGUAGAUGGGGCUAAGGGCUUGAUGAGAACCGAGCACUGGAAGCCAAAGCGAUCCCAUAAGAUGGGACAAGGGACCGACUGGGUCAGUGUGUGGAAGAGGUCCGCAUAA